GCUCGGCUUUUCGCCGCGUCUGGCGCCCGAGCGGAGCCGCGGGGCGGGCAGCGGGAGCGCGGCGGCGGGCCUUUGGGGCGCCCCUGGAUGGCUUGCGGGCCGCGCAGCGCUUGACCCGACGGGCGGCUGGAAGGCAGGCGGCCGGGCUUGCCCUGCGGAGCGACGGGGCGCGCUCCGAAGAGCCCCCGCGGAGCAGCCGAGGCCAGGAGCGCGCCAGGGCCAGGGCGCACGGUCUGCUCGCCAUGCUGGGCUCCGGAUUCCGGGCGAGGCAACCCUGACUGGCCGCAGUACCGCAUCAGAGACUCCUAGCAACCUCCCGGCCCUCCCCCCCCCCCAUUUUCUCCCAGGCUUGGAUGAUAGCAGGGGACAGCCGAAGCAAAGUCGAUUGAUGAACUCGGCCCCUGCCGUCUAUAAAUAGGUAACAGACGACAGUAAGGAUGGGGCAGAAGGUCACUGGCGGGAUAAAGACUGUGGAUAUGAGGGACCCGGCUUAUAGGCCGCUGAAACAUGAGCUUCAAGGACUGGACUACUAUAAGCCCACCCGGUUGGACCUCCUAUUGGACAUGCCACCCGUCCCCCGUGAGGUCCAGUUGAUGCACUCGUGGAACAACGAUGACCGCUCGCUCAAUGUCUUUGUGAAGGAGGACGACAAGCUUAUAUUUCACCGGCAUCCGGUGGCCCAGAGCACGGACGCAAUCCGGGGCAAAGUGGGGUACACACGGGGGCUCCACGUGUGGCAGAUAACAUGGGCCAUGCGGCAGCGGGGCACGCAUGCUGUAGUGGGUGUGGCAACAGCAGAUGCCCCCCUGCAUUCCGUCGGGUACACAACUCUAGUCGGGAACAACCACGAGUCCUGGGGAUGGGAUCUCGGGCGGAACCGGCUGUACCACGAUGGGAAGAACCAGCCAAGCAAGACAUACCCUGCCUUUUUGGAGCCGGAUGAAACCUUCAUUGUUCCUGACUCCUUCUUGGUGGUGCUGGACAUGGAUGAUGGAACGUUGAGCUUCAUUGUGGAUGGGCAGUAUAUGGGAGUUGCUUUUCGGGGACUUAAAGGGAAAAAGCUGUACCCGGUUGUAAGCGCCGUGUGGGGCCACUGUGAAAUUAAGAUGCGUUACUUGAAUGGACUUGACCCGGAACCUUUGCCUCUGAUGGACCUUUGCCGGCGUUCUGUGCGCCUCGCGUUGGGCAAGGAUCGGCUGAAUGAAAUUCCUGAGCUGCCGCUACCUGAAUCCCUCAAGAGUUACCUUCUCUAUCAGUGACCCCGUUGAGUGGACUGACUUGCACAAGAAAUUGAGGGAAGUGGAUUUGCAUCUCUGGACAAAUGGCCCACGUCCCCUGCACAUACAUCUGCUGGAACAAGCCUUUGGAAGAUGCUGACGUGAAAUCUGUUCCCCGUCCCUAUGCAAAAUCAAAGCGGCUGUUUUGAGAGAGUGGCUUACGCAAGUCUUGAGCAAGGGGCAGCCGAUGCGGGGAGGAAGAUAACAACCACCUGUGUUUCAAACAACUGACAAACCAGCAGAACCUUGCAAUGCCAUCUCUCGCCAGUUUCCGGCCAUCGUCCAAGUGGCACUCUUGUUUGAUUCCCCACUCUUACAUUGGUUGAGGAGGGAACAGAAUCUGGGGGGGAGACAGCAGAUCAAAUACCAGGUGCUAAGCAUUUGCCACAGUGCAACUUGGUGCAUCUUUACCUAAAGGAUUACCCAAAACAGCCAAUUUUUACCUAACACUUCAGUGGGCAAGACUAUGAGAGAGAAAAAUUCGCCAUGUGGAUACGUAUUCAUUCGGACAAAGACUGGUGUAAGCAGCCCUCGCUGUUACAAGGAGCAUCUUUCCCUCUAUCGUGCCCUCUGCUUGUUGGGAUUUGUGUUGCCAUUCCAGUUUGGUACUGACUGGAGGCCCAAAACCCAGAUGCUGCCAUUUUGACUGUUCUGUCUGGAUAUUCACUUGAACUUGCAAUUCUGAGGGUUGGCACGAGAGCGUCUUCUAAUGGUGCGCAGGUCCACUCUACUGAAGACAUGGUUGUAGGCUAUGAGGGCCCUGGGGUCAAACUUGCUCUUCUAGACUGCCUUCUUCAUCUUUAAAGCUGGCCCCUGAUUUUCUUCCACCCCUUACUCCAUAUUAGCUUUAACUGAGCAACUCAUUGGGCCUAAAAUAGUUUUAAAACUCAAGUGCCUGGGGCUUUCUUCUCCGUAAGUUCUACCAUCUUUCAGGUGCACUCUUUGAGUCAACAUUGUGUCUCGGUUCUUCUCUCUCCCACCAUUGCAAUGCGUGGCAAAACUUUGUCCUCCUUGGAUUUAAAAUCGUAUUAAGAGGGAGAGAGGAAACUGAUUCCCUGUAGUUAUCUUGUUUCCAUAUUGCAGAGCCAAAGACAAGGUUGUUUGCAUAUUGGGCACUCCCUGUCUUGAAAUAUCACUGCCUUGCCACAUAGCUGGACAGAUCUCUAGCUGGCAUUCAAGAGACCUGCACUGUGAUUCUUCCAAGAUACGGUUCUCCCCAUACUUUAUGUCCGAUCAGGCUGUAAACUAGGUCUGAAAUGCAGGUCAGCAGUAAAGGGCAGGGUUCUUGGUUAAAUACAACUGUUCUAGUUUCUUGACCUGCAUAGCCUUGGAAAAGGGAGGUGGGGGUAUCUGUAGGAACACCAAUUGGUACAGCAUAGGGGCUUUCCACCACCAGGGGCACGCAAAGAGAAUGCAGACUGUGCUCGAAUUGAGGGAUGCACACGUUGGUCUAGAAGAGCAACUUUUCCUUUCUCAAGCCAUAGUUGUGGCUGCCCCAGUUUGUUAAACUUCUAAGCUGCCUUAGAGGGGUUAAUUUUUUGCACAUGGUUUUUUUUCUUCUCACGAGGGGAGGAAAACACACUUGAGUGUCUUUCACCAGAUUUGUGUAGGGGGGGGGUGUCUUCUUUUUUUUAUUCUGUACAGGUACAAAUGAACUUGUUUGUUAGAAAAUGUUUAAUAUAUUUUGCCUUGGUUUGUAAAAAGGACUCUUUGGGUUUUUUUUGUUUUUAAGACAAGCUGCUGUAGGGAGUUAAUCUUUGUUUUAAAGAAAGUUGCCUAUUUUUUAAUAAAGCACACAAUGGUGCCAAGAUCAGACUGGGGAGGGGAAUUUGACCAGAGUCUUUUUAAAAGAAGAAACCUGUUACAGGGUGGGACACUUCAAAUUGCACAAGGAGUUUUAAAUGUGUACAGAGCCAAGAAUUUUAAUUGACGAGUCCUGCACACGUCUUCCAUCACCUGGAAUCGGUCACCUUACCUUGUGUUUCAGAGCCACCUUCUCUCCUUUUCACCUGUGUCUCCUGUUUAAACCCGUGGUGUGUUUGGCUUGUACAGUUUUUAAAUGUCUCAUUAUUUCCCCCCUAUUGACUAUAGAUCAUCAGUAACCAAACUGAAAAAAAAAUAAAGUUUAUUAAAU
Messenger RNA from Eublepharis macularius, 3411 nucleotides. It is a transcript of the gene SPSB1, whose product is annotated as splA/ryanodine receptor domain and SOCS box containing 1. The coding region runs from base 438 to 1259 and encodes 273 amino acids. Gene Ontology annotation, cellular component: SCF ubiquitin ligase complex. The record is from RefSeq and is a predicted model, not a curated record. The transcript is spliced from 3 exons. Gene Ontology annotation, molecular function: protein binding. Lineage: Eukaryota; Metazoa; Chordata; Lepidosauria; Squamata; Eublepharidae. Gene Ontology annotation, biological process: proteasome-mediated ubiquitin-dependent protein catabolic process; intracellular signal transduction.